CCAGUAGAUUCACAGAAUCUGACAGUAAAGGUUCCGACUUUUGGCAUUUUCCUCUCUUUGAAAAUCAAGGAGAUCCAAUGUUCCACCAGACUGCUGGAACUAGACGGAAAUGACCCACGUUGAAAAGUACAGUUAAAAACAACCAGUGUUCCACCAUAGCAUAUCUCCAUUGUUUUCUUAACAGUUGGCAUGGCCUCCCAUCACUGAUCGCACCGAAGCUCAAAUUUUUCUUCCAACUCUUUAGCCUUUCCAUUGUCUUUAGUCCACCUCAAUAUAUAUAGUAGCCCCACCAUCCGCCAUCAUGAUCAUGUGUUGUUGAACAGCUGAAGGCCAGCUACCUCCAAAGAUUCCUUGUAACUUUUUGGAGAAAUCUUUGGUUGGCAAAUUAAGCAGCAGAGUGAUUCAGAGUGAAAAACUCUUUUUGUUGUACCUUGUACGUAGUUGUGGGGUGUCCCAGAUUUGUUGUCUUGUCACGUCAGUUGUGAAUUUACUUGGAUUCUGUGAACAUUCCUUGGUUGGUUACUUUUCCAUCAGAAAGAUUUCUAUCAAGUAGUUUGAAGAUGUAUGUAGUGGAGAGCAAAGGAGGGGCUAUAGCAUGUAUGCUGCUUGCUCUAUUUUUCUUGGGCACAUGGCCUGCCAUUUUGACUCUUUUGGAAAGGCGUGGUCGUCUUCCUCAGCACACCUAUCUUGACUACACAAUCACCAAUCUGUUGGCUGCUGUCAUCAUUGCUUUUACCUUUGGUGAAAUUGGAAAAAGCACACAUGAAAAGCCAAAUUUCAUUGAGCAACUAACUCAGGAUAAUUGGCCUAGUGUUCUGUUUGCAAUGGCUGGUGGGAUAGUUCUUAGUCUUGGGAACCUGGCAACGCAAUAUGCCUGGGCGUUUGUUGGUUUAUCAGUGACAGAGGUGAUCACUUCUAGCAUGACUGUUGUUAUAGGCACAACACUUAAUUACUUUCUAGAUGACAAAAUUAACAAGGCACAAAUUCUUUUCCCUGGUGUUGGAUGCUUCUUGAUUGCUGUUUGUUUGGGCUCCGCUGUGCAUGCAUCCAAUGCUGCUGACAACAGAACAAAGCUAAGCAGUUAUUCACAUGAUUACAAAAAUGGGGAAGGGACCAAGAGUAUAUCCACGUCCAAUGAGGCAUCUUUGGAAAUGGUUUGGAAAGGUGACUUGGAGAAUGGAGUUGGUACUGCAGAAAAGGCAAAGUUUGGCACAGCACAUUUUCUUAUAGAGCUUGAAAAAAAAAGGUCCAUUAAGGUGUUUGGAAAGAGCACUGUUCUUGGUUUGGGCAUAACUUUCUUUGCUGGAGUUUGCUUCUCUCUUUUUUCACCAGCAUUCAACCUGGCAACCAAUGAUCAGUGGCACAAAUUAAAACAUGGGGUUCCCCACUUGAGUGUCUAUACUGCAUUCUUUUACUUCUCAGUCUCUUGCUUUAUCGUUGCGCUUAUUCUAAACAUCACCUUCCUGUUUCACCCUGUACUCAAUACGCCAAAAUCAUCAAUUAAAGCCUAUCUAUUGGAUUGGAAUGGUAGAGGGUGGGCCUUUUUGGCAGGAUUUUUAUGUGGCUUUGGAAAUGGCCUCCAAUUUAUGGGAGGACAAGCAGCUGGAUAUGCUGCUGCAGACGCUGUUCAGGCACUUCCGCUUGUGAGUACCUUUUGGGGUAUAGUUAUAUUUGGAGAAUACAGAAGAUCAUCGAGAAGAACAUACUUGUGUCUUGGCAGUAUGUUGUUUAUGUUCAUUGUGGCUGUUGCUGUCCUCAUGGCUUCUUCAGGGCAUCGUAAAUAGUUGUGAAGAUGGUUGAAUGAAGAUGUGCAGUUUUCAACUAGAUUUAAGCAACUUCUGCUGAGAAUACUCCACCAAGUCUUUAUCCAGACUUUUGGUAAAGAUGUAUAUAUUAUUUUGGAAUUCAGGAGGGAGAUCAGAGGGUAUUGUAAUUUGUAACACCUGAUUAAGCACUUCCUCAGUGCUUUACAGGAGAAAUAUUUUACUAGUUAUUCUUUGGCAAAAUGUUCCAGAAGAUUUGGGUAGAGAAGUACAAGAAGGGAUGAUGAAGGAAAUGACUACCAGUCAACUUCUCAUCACACAUUUCAUCGCACGCCAUAGCUUCUUAUUUGUACAAUGAACCAAUUGUAACCAAAUAUUAUUGUUUCAUAUUACAAUGUC
Messenger RNA from Coffea eugenioides, 2162 nucleotides. RefSeq names its product ureide permease 1-like. The transcript is spliced from 8 exons. Bases 561 to 1784 code for a protein of 407 amino acids. NCBI's taxonomy places the organism in Eukaryota, Viridiplantae, Streptophyta, Magnoliopsida, Gentianales, Rubiaceae. Gene Ontology annotation, biological process: nitrogen compound transport. The record is from RefSeq and is a predicted model, not a curated record. Gene Ontology annotation, molecular function: allantoin:proton symporter activity; uracil:monoatomic cation symporter activity. Gene Ontology annotation, cellular component: membrane.